GGGCCUGUGGCGCUGGAGAGCGGGAAAGGGUCCCGCCGUGCAGAAGGGCCUAUAUUUCCCCCGGGGAGACGGGAGCGGCAUCAUGAAGCGGGGAGUGGGCCUGGGUGCAGCAGCCCCUGCAAGCGGGGGAAGGACCGGGAAAGUGCUACGCGCCCUGGAAUGUUAUGCACCUAUAUAUAUAUAUAAUAUAUUUAAAAAAUCAAUUUUUAAAAACCCACAGAGGGUGCUUCUGAGCAUGGACAGAGAACGUAUUUCUUACACUGCUGUGUGGAGUUAAAGGGCGUCUCUGAACAUGAGCAGAGUGCCUGUCUCUUAGUGAAGGGAGGGUAUUUCUGCGCCUUGGAAGGCAAGGGGGGAAACGACCCGUUUUAUCACCGAGCGUGCCUGUCUAGUAAAACAAUUUCAUUCAGUACUGCUAAACUCGGAAAUAUGGGAGUGAGUGCUUCUAGUCAUGUUUGAUCUGCACCUUAAGCAUUUGUGGCUGGGUGCCCCUGCGCAGAGGCACAUUUUGAUCCCGUAGCUGCGAUGCUUUGGAGGAGAGACAACCUUAUUGCAAAGAGGAAUGACGGUUUGUUAAGGUCUGAGUAGCAGGUCAUGUUUAUGGCUGGGGCGAUUAAGCAAAACAUGAAACCUGGGGCUCUCUGGAGUUGUGUUGAAAGAUGCAGUGACCUGCAUCUAAGGGAUAUAUUCUCAGUAUUGCCUAUGUGUGUUUUUCGCUGUCAGGUACUGCCCAGCACUGUGAAUUCUGUCUUUGUUGAGGUGUUUCACAUGCUAAUUGCACCUAGGUGUCUAGGAAAAUUAUUUGUUUUAUUUGAGAACUGGGUCAUGCAAGUAUGUCUAAAAUUCAGGAAACUUUUUUUUAAAGUGUUAGUAUUGUGGGUUGGAGAAGCAAAAGAAAAUGUGUCUUUGGGGGAUUACUCCCUGCUGGAAAUGGAUCGUUCAUUUUGCUUGUUCGGUAUUCUGCUUCAGUGGGUGUUGAGCCUACUAAGCGUGUGUGUCCUGCAGUUUCUUCUUCAUACAGAAACAAUUUUCUUCUUCUAUGCCAAUUCUAGGAGUUACGUAGGUAACUGCACCUGUGUUUUCUGGGAAUUUGUUUUUGAGUAAGAAAUUUUAUGACAAAAAGCAGUGGUCACUCUGGUCAUAGUGCUUGCCCCAGCUGUCUGAAAUUAUGCUGAAGGACUGAAAGGAAAAGAUGAGUUUUUGUAGUAUAACACAUUGGAAUGCAUUUGAGUUAUAGAAUAUGCCCUUUUCAUCCUAAUACAUACAUACAUACAUACAAGUGACUUAGAGAUUAAGUUUCUUCCUUCCUCCAAAGCAGAAGGUGUAGUGUAAUGUGGUCUGCAACCUACUUUGCCAAAACUGGUCUUGGAAGGACAGGUUUUGAUGACAGGACUGGAAGUAUGUCAUAUAUGUUCACAGUGAAAGGAUUUUGGUAACUGCCCACAAAGGUUUAUCUUUUGGUACAGAUGUAAUGUUUCAGUUUUUGGUUAAACAAUGAAUUAUAUAAUUAAUAUCCUUUGAGAGUCUAAUGAACACAUCUUCCUUUAUGAUGACGGGGCUGCUAAAUCAUCAGAAGAGCUCUCUGGGUUGUGACUUAGCAAAGUUUUACCUUCUGUGCUAAUUAUAGCUGGAGCUAUCCACUGUGUCACUCUUUUUUUAAUGACAGAAGGAAGAAUUAUAGUGAGUGGAAGAUAGAUGACAUAUUUUUCAUAUAAUCAAGUUCCAAUUUAUCUUUUUCUGUGGAAGGAUAUUGUAAUAUUUUCCCACCCUUGUUGUUAGAUGCUUUUUCUUCGGUCUUUAAAAACUAUUUUUCCAAAGCAGGAAAUAUAAAUAAAUAAAAAUUACAGUUUCACACAGCAAAAACAGCAGUAUAAAAAUCUAAUCAACAAAAAACCAACCAGUCCUAAAAAGCCUGACAAUAAAAACAAAUUCUAAAAGGCCGUCUAAAAAUGGGAAGGGAGUGGGCUUGUAGGAUUUCCCUAGGAAGAGAGCUGCACAGUCAUGUCACCACCACCAAGAAGGACCUUUCUCUACCCACCAAUCUGAAUUUUAACUAAUGACAGGAAGGCCUCUGAUGCUAACCUUGGGGCUCAGGGCAGGAAAGCCUCCACCUGGGUUGCACCUGGAUGUAGUCAAAGGAGACAAACUUAUUGAGAAACUGAUCAUUGAUGAAAAGAAAUACUAUCUCUUUGGGAGAAACCCUGACCUGUGCGACUUCACCAUUGAUCACCAGUCAUGCUCUCGGGUCCAUGCUGCCUUAGUCUACCACAAACAUCUGAAGAGGGUUUUUCUUAUAGACCUCAACAGCACACAUGGCACGUUUUUGGGUCAUAUUCGUUUGGAGCCUCAUAAACCACAGCAGAUUCCCAUUGACUCUACAGUUUCCUUUGGUGCCUCCACAAGGGCCUAUACUCUGAGGGAAAAACCUCAGACGUUGCCCUCUGCAGUAAAAGGAGACGAGAAGAUGACCAGUGAGGACGACGAGCUCAAGGGCUUGCUUGGACUUCCAGAAGAGGAGACAGAAUUAGAUAACCUGACAGAAUUCAACACAGCCCAUAAUAAGAGGAUCUCCACGUUAACUAUAGAAGAAGGAAAUUUGGAUAUCCAGAGACCAAAAAGAAAACGAAAGAAUUCCAGAGUAACAUUCAGUGAUGAUGACGAAAUCAUCAAUCCAGAGGAUGUGGACCCUUCUGUUGGACGCUUCAGAAACAUGGUACAGACUGCAGUUGUCCCAGUGAAGAAAAAGCGGAUGGACAACUCCGGUUCCCUGAGCGCGGAUGAGUCUGCCACGCGGCGCAUGCAGAACUUUCCCUAUAGCGGAGGAUUGUAUGGCGGCUUGCCUCCCACUCACAACGAGACAGGCGCCCAGGCCCAUAGCAUUCACGGCACUGCGCUCAUUGGAGGCCUGCCAAUGCCCUAUCCUAAUCUUGCCCCGGAUGUGGACUUGACUCCGGUUGCACCCUCAACGGUCACCAUGAACCCAGCUCCAAACCCUGCUGUCUUUAAUCCCGAAGUUGUGAAUGAGCCCAAGAAGAAGAAGUAUGCAAAAGAAGCUUGGCCGGGCAAGAAGCCUACCCCUUCUCUCUUGAUCUGAGGAGCAGAGCUUGAUCUGUCCUGGGAGACAGGAGCACAACCAGCCAGAGUGGACAAAAAACUCUUCCAAGUGCAGCACCCACAUCUUUCAGAAUCAGGGUCCUAACUCUGUGUCAUAGCCAGGUUACAGGGGUAAGCUCCCCUACAAAACCAGCCUUUGGAAGAACUCUACAGGCAUCUAGAAAAGAGAGGCACCCUCCCCCCCAUCUGCGGAACCACACUGCCUAACAGCCUUUUCUUCUUUUACUCAACCCUGGUUAUUUUUAUCCUAAGGUUAUUCAUGAAUUUAAGGGGCACCAUGGUUAUUUUUAUCCUAAGGUUAUUCAUGAAUUUAAGGGGCACUGUCAGGUCACACAGAGUCAAAAUUAACAACUCUGUCUUACAGAGUUAAGCUUAACCAGCUGGUCUCAAGUAAACAUUCAUCCUCAGAAGUGUAUGUGGACCAGAUCAGUUCUCUAAAGAAGCACCUGGUUCGGGUAUAAGUAGUACUCAUGUAAGUCAGAUAACCAUAGCUUGCUUUUAAACAUGCGGAUCAUGAAGUGCUUUUAGUCUAGGUACAGCCCGUUGUGCUUGCCUUGUAAGUGAGUAUCAUCUUGAAGGCUGGAAGCACAGGGAAAUGGUAAGAAAUGAAAAUCAAGCAGAUUAUUUGCUGCUUAGCAUUCUAGAUUGAAUGCACCAGGAAGGAAAGGAAUAUCAAAUGAGAGCUCUUAAGGUACUUUUAACAGUGGCCCUUCCAGAGAAAAAGCAGUGUACUUGCAUAACACUCCGUGUGGGUUGGUUUCCUAUACACAAGCAGGAUUUGUCACACAGUUCUUUCCCCCCCCCCUCCCCCGAACUAAUCCCAAAGCCCAUGAAAGGUUAGCCAGUUUCUUAAGUGCAUAAUGACUGCAGUUCUGUCAAAUGGGGAUAUUGCGUGAGCUAAAAUAGUUUCCGGAUCUCAGCUCCACCAUUGUGCAGUUUGACCUAUUGACUUCAGUUUUUCGUUGAACCAAAAGUAGCUCUAAGGCUCUAGUUCCAGAUGUUUGGAAUCAAAAGACUUGAUUGAGAUGUGUAUAUUGUACACACUAAAGUAACUAUGGAAGCAGAGUUGUAUUGUCUUUGAGAGUCUUAUCCAGGCUCUUAGCGCUGGGCAGGCUCUUAAUCACACUGCUUGAUGGGUCUCUUCUUGGUUCUGUGUACUUAGAUGGUAUCUCCAGUGGUUUACCGUUCCCUGUAGUACAACAUGGCAGAACAGUGGUCAAAGCUCAGCCAAAGUCAGGCACAUCCUGUUUGGUUUGGUUUUCCCCAGGGGGGUGGGGAGUUAACCACAUUCUUAAGUCCUCCAAAUGAACCAAGUGGGAUUUUAAAAAGUGAGUAAUACAGCUAGGUUGUGUCUGUUAUUGCAGAAACAUUACAACUAUCCAAGGUUCCAUUUACCACCUAAAGUAUUGAGCGGGACAGAGAUUUGGGGCCAAAUAAUUCAGGUAUCUGCUGCUGCUUUAAAAAAUGAGACAACGUAUUCUAUCAAUGGGGGGAGUCUGAAUGGAAUGUCUUGAAGUCACUUCACUUCUACACAGUCUGCUUUUGUUUCAUCUGACGGUGUACAUAGGACCCUUUUGUGAAGAUGAAGUUGUGUCUAUAUUGUGUAGUUAUAUAACAACAUAAUCUAGGUUGUGAUGAAAUGGCUCGUGAGCUGUAGGAUUCCAUACUCCAAAUCUUCUGUAGCUUCACUUGCAACCUCUCAUCUUUGGGAUAUUUUUAGUUAACUUUUACCAGGCUAUUAAGCAGUCUUCCGGUAUGGAAGGCAGCUCUUCAGGAUAUGUGACCAGUUUAAAGCAGUUAAGGUUUCCCUUGCUGGAUUUUAAAUGAUUUUUUUUUUAAGUGACUUGUUUUGCAAGAUGUGUCCCUUGGGAUUUUACUGAUUGCUGGUCUUGGCCCCUCACCUCCGUGGGAUGAUGCAGACUUUUAAUUUCAAAAUUUUAAUUUCUUGGAAGCCAGUUCUGGCCAACGUUGAGCAUGGGGGAGGAUGAGUGAAAGGUGUGGGGCUCUGUACAGAAGUUUGUACAUUUGUGUAAUAGGCCUUUUCACACUCUGUUGAGCUUUUUACCUGUAACCUUUACUACACUGUAAAUUAAAUGACUGUUUUGCCAAA
Messenger RNA from Podarcis muralis (Common wall lizard), 5224 nucleotides. It is a transcript of the gene PPP1R8, whose product is annotated as protein phosphatase 1 regulatory subunit 8. Gene Ontology annotation, molecular function: protein binding. The record is from RefSeq and is a predicted model, not a curated record. NCBI's taxonomy places the organism in Eukaryota, Metazoa, Chordata, Lepidosauria, Squamata, Lacertidae.